Talpa occidentalis (Iberian mole) is the source of this 1104-nucleotide messenger RNA. Its product is annotated as tumor necrosis factor receptor superfamily member 14-like. The transcript is spliced from 7 exons. Bases 122 to 1030 code for a protein of 302 amino acids. NCBI's taxonomy places the organism in Eukaryota, Metazoa, Chordata, Mammalia, Eulipotyphla, Talpidae. The record is from RefSeq and is a predicted model, not a curated record. Gene Ontology annotation, molecular function: protein binding. Gene Ontology annotation, biological process: defense response to Gram-negative bacterium; positive regulation of T cell migration; positive regulation of cytokine production involved in immune response. Gene Ontology annotation, cellular component: external side of plasma membrane.
GCCCUGGGACUUCCUGAGAGCAGAGCAACUGGUUUCCCUUUUCCUUUCGAUUUCUCCGAAUGGCGGUGAGUCGCUGCUGAGGCGGCUCCUGCGGGCGGCGGGAGUCGGGGGGCGUCAUGGCAUGAGGGGUCCCGAGCAGCCGCCGGGGGCUCCUCUGACGCCGAGGACCCUCCCCGGGAGACGUCGGGACCGGGCGGCCCGGAUCCUGGUGCUGAUGCUCAUCCUCCUGGGGUCCCCGCCCUGCGCCCCAGCCGUGGGCCCCUGCACAGAGGAGGAGUACCUGGUGGGGGCCGAGUGCUGCCCCAAGUGCAGCCCAGGUUACCGGGUGAAGCAGGCCUGCGGGGAGUACACGGGCACAGUGUGUGUCCGCUGCGCCCCCGGGACCUACACCGCCCACCUUAACGGGCUGAAGGAGUGUCUGCCCUGCAGGGACUGCAGCCCAGCCCUGGGCCUGGAGACCCGGCGCGAGUGCUCCACCACGGGGGACGCUGUGUGUGGCUGCGCCCCCGGCCACGUCUGCGUCCUGGAGCACGGGGACAGCUGCACGCAGUGCCAGCCCCACACGGCCUGCAGGCCCGGCCAGAGCGUGAGGCAGAGAGGCACCGAGCAGCAGGACACGCUGUGUGAGGACUGUCCCCCCGGAACCUUCUCUCCCGACGGGACCCUGGAGCAGUGCCAGCCCCAUGUGGCCUGCAGGCCCGGCCAGAGCGUGAGGCAGAGAGGCACCGAGCGGCAGGACACGCUGUGUGAGGACUGUCCCCCCGGAACCUUCUCUCCCGACUGGACCCUGGAGCAGUGCCGGCCCUGGACCAGGUGCAGCCGGCUUCAGGCAGAAGCAAAUCCGGGGACCAGCAGCAGCGACGUCACCUGCUCCUCCUGGCCCCUUAUUCUGCUUGUGCUCCUGCUUCUGCUUCUGCUCGUCCCUGUCCUGGGGGCGCUCGGGGUCCUCGGGGCACGAUGGGCUCUCAGGGGAAGAAAUGGACGACCAGGUGAGCAGCAGGGAGGUCCUCUGGGGCUCAGGGCCCGCUGACUCAUCAGAGACCCUCCAGAUCUGCCCCCCAAUAUGGGGAGACACCCAGCACCUCUUAGGGGGCUCCUGGACAC